AUGAUUGACACUUCCUAUGCAGGGGGCGGGACUCAUGUGGAGAGCCGAGGACUGACAGCUGUCAGUCACCAGCAGGGGGGCGGAAUAAUGGCUCCAGAGGGACGAGCUGAGCCAAUCACAGUGCAACUCCACAUGAACUGUUCAUCACAGCUGAAGGGCAGAUCUCCCAGUCCCCGCCCCGGUGCGGAUCCGGACGUGGGUUGUGUUUCCGCGGGUCCCACCCACACGCGCGCGCACAGGCUCACGCACACGCCACGUGCCCGCGCAGCGGCAAGAAGCAACAGCAGCGUCAAAGAGGAGCGCAGAAGACCACGGAAUACCGCGACACACGGGACCUACGGGACCUACGGGACACACGGGGACCGCACCGGGACCUACGGGACACACGGGCACGCCCGUGGACAUACAGGACCACACGGGACUUCGGGCACGCGCACUAUACUGGAGCUGCAGCUCUUCCUGGCGCAGGGCGGUAGAAGUUGUUCCGUCGCGGGAAAUGGACACAAGACCACUGCAGAUUGGUGGAUGAUGCUUCAGUGA
Messenger RNA from Knipowitschia caucasica, 540 nucleotides. The record is from the annotation of a GenBank genome assembly. Lineage: Eukaryota; Metazoa; Chordata; Actinopteri; Gobiiformes; Gobiidae.